Molecule: messenger RNA, 2542 nt
Organism: Trifolium pratense (red clover)
Lineage: Eukaryota; Viridiplantae; Streptophyta; Magnoliopsida; Fabales; Fabaceae
Product: probable protein phosphatase 2C 33
Exons: 5
Coding region: 754-2232 (492 amino acids)
Biological process (GO): protein dephosphorylation
Molecular function (GO): protein serine/threonine phosphatase activity
Source: RefSeq, a predicted model, not a curated record
UUGCGAUCUUCAUGCUCUUUUUCCGAUUGUUUCUACAUCUUGUCCGUUUCUCACUCUUUCCAUUCCCUCCUCUUCUCGUCUUUCAACCAUUGUUUUCACCUCCCACCCCCCCCCCCCCCCACACCCCCCCACCCACACACACACACACAAUUUCUCGUUCAUUCCCAUCCUCAACCUUUCUUCCAAAAACACUAAAUUUCUUUCUGGGUCUUAAUCAUACACCAUUGGGGUUUCUUUCUUUCAUUUUCUAUUACAAAAAUACCCAAAAAAAAACUAAAUUUGUUGCCUUGUAGGAUAAUUCACUGGAUUAACACAGAUCUGCACUUUAUGUUCAUGUGUCUAUAAUCUAUUGCGUUACAAUAAAGAAAACUUGUUUAAAAAUUUCUUCUUUUGUUUUUGGGUUUUUUAGCUUUUUUUUUUUUUAUUGUUUUUUUUUUGUUUUUCAAUAUUAUAUCUAUCUUUUUUCUAUAUCUCUUAUAUCUUAUCCUUAUGUAAAUUGAUGAUGACUGAAAAUGAAUGACUUUCAUUCAUCAAUCUCAAUCUGAAAAAGGGUGUAAUUGUUAUUAUAACUGUAUUAAAACUUUUUUAAAAAGAAAAAAAAGAAAAAGAAAAGGGCUUUUUGAAUUUUGAGGUUGCAGGCAAAGUUGAUUUUGUUGUGUUUCUAUUAAGUGGGUUGUGACGGAUUCAUCAAGAGAAGAAAGCUUGUGUUCAGGUGUUCUGGAUUGUGUAAUAAGCAUUCUUAGGGCUCUAAAGAUGGGGUCCUGCUUCUCUGCGGAAAGCAGGAGCCCCCACCCCACUUCGCCCUCUUCAUCACCUUUUAGGAAGAAUAGAAAAAACAGUAGAAAGAAGCUGGGAGCAAGAACUUCUUCAUUUGAGUAUUGGGGGAAUGAGCCUCUUCAUAAGAUACCUGAUAGGAUGUCCCUUAAUGGGUCGUCUAAAUUUGCUUCUUUGUUCACUCAACAAGGCAAAAAAGGUACCAACCAAGAUGCCAUGGUUGUUUGGGAGAACUUUUGUUCUAGAGAAGAUACAAUAUUUUGUGGAGUUUUCGACGGCCACGGUCCAUAUGGUCAUAUGGUUGCAAAAAGAGUGAGAGAUUCACUUCCUCUAAAACUGAAUACUCAUUGGGAAAAUAAUGUAUCUGGUGGGGAAGUCCUCAAGGAGAUUAGUGUUAAUGCAGCAGGAAGCAUGAACUCAGAAGAAGUUGCAUUUAUAUCUGCUGACGAGGAAUCCAGGGUAUCUGUUGAUGCUGAGGAAACGGAAAAAUUCCCAGAAAUCUUUCUAACGCUUAAAGAAUCCUUUUUAAAGGCAUUCAAACUUAUGGAUAGAGAAUUGAAGACACACCAAACAAUCGAUUGCUUCUGUAGUGGGACAACAGCAGUAACUCUGGUUAAGCAGGGUCGUGAUCUUGUGCUUGGAAAUAUUGGUGAUUCUAGAGCUGUGUUGGGUACUAGAGUAAAAGAUAAUUCUCUUGCUGCAGUGCAGUUAACUGUGGAUUUAAAACCUAAUCUUCCAGCCGAAGCAGAGAGAAUUCGCAAAUGUAAAGGGCGUGUCUUUGCUCUUCACGAUGAGCCUGAAGUUUGCCGAGUCUGGUUGCCAAAUAAUGAUUCACCUGGCUUAGCCAUGGCAAGGGCAUUUGGAGAUUUUUGUCUGAAAGAUUUUGGUCUAAUAUCUGUUCCAGAUGUAUCAUACAGAAGACUAACUGAGAAGGAUGAGUUUAUUGUCAUGGCAACAGAUGGGAUUUGGGAUGUGCUAACAAACAAGGAAGUGGUAGACAUUAUAGCGGCUGCACCGCGGCGUUCAACAGCGGCGAGAUCACUGGUUGAGACAGCAGUGAGAGCAUGGAGAUACAAAUAUCCAACUUCAAAAGUCGAUGACUGUGCCGUGGUUUGUCUCUUUCUAGACUCAGACGUUCAAAAAUUAUCGACCGCUUCUCAUACCAACAAGUCCAAAGAACAUCCUCCUAGUUCAGGAAUUCAAGUCAGCAGCAAUGGUGAUAAUGAAGGUGUUUCUGAACCUAAUGUUCUAGCAAGAUCAGGAACAUGCAGAGACGACAAUAAUAAUAACAUUGAUGAAGAAUUUAAGGAAGAGGAGGAGAUAGAUGCUGAGACAGAAAAAGAGUGGUCUGCUCUUGAAGGUGUAUCGCGUGUCAACACAUUAUUAAACCUUCCAAGAUUUAAUCCUGAUAAAGACGACAAAGCAGCUGCAGAAGAAGGGGUCCGAAAACGCAAAUGAAAUUCAAGCAAGCAAUAUUAAGAUGGCUCUUUAGCAUUUUGAUUUUUUUUCCUUCAAUAUUAUUAUUAUUAUUAUUAUUAUUAUUAUUAUUAUUAUAGAUACAUACAUUUUUCUUUUGUUGCUUUUUGGUUCACAUAUGUUUUUAGUUUAUUAUUCCAUUCCCACCAAUUUGAUGGUUUUUGUUUUGGUCUUAGAAAUAUGUCCGGGCUGUUUUAGUGUGUCUGGAAAUUUGUCACCAGUGUCUGUGUGCUUCAAAAAUUUUGUGAAAUAAAAAACUCAUGAUACAUUAAUAAUUAUGUUGCUGGAUAAA